AUGGUGGGAGUGAAGAUAGAUCAAAAUGAUCCUUUAUUCAUUGGAAAUUCAGACAGUUCAAGUGCUGUGUUGAUUCCAAUUAAAUUGAUUGGAUCUGAGAAUUAUGGAGUUUGGAGUAGGGCAAUGAGGAUUGCACUACUUGGGAAGAGAAAGUAUGGUUUUGUAACUGGUGCAUGUACUAGAGCUUUGUACAAAAAAGAAUUGCAUGAGCAAUGGGAAACUUACAAUGCGAUUGUGUUAUCUUGGCUGAUGAACACAGUUAGUGAAGAGCUUCUUAGUGGUAUCGUCUAUGCCACAAAUUCUUUCUCAGUGUGGAAUGAUCUCAAGGAAAGAUUUGACAAGGUAAAUCGAGUAAGAAUCUAUCAAUUGCAUAGAAUUAUCACCACUCUUUCACAAGGUACAGAUACUGUAUCUCAUUACUUUUCAAAAUUAAAAACACUGUGGAAUGAAUAUGAUGCUAUAGUUCCAAAUCCAUGUGGUACUUGUCCUCAAUCGAAGGAAUAUAAUGAUCAUCUGGAGCAAAUGAGAUUAAUUCAAUAUCUGAGUGGCCUAAAUGAAUCAUAUGAUCAGGCUCGCAGACAGAUACUACUUAAAGGGACUACACCAUCUAUGAAUCAAGCUUAUGCUAUGAUUAUAGAGGAUGAGAUUCAACACUCAAGUUAUAUGGCUAAUGCAGUUGAAAAGCCAAGUUCAAUGGUGAUGAGUGUAAACAGGAAUCAGGGAACUGGAAAGGAACAUUACAAAGGGAAGAAGUGUGAUUACUGCCAUUUCCUUGGUCACACCAAGGAUAACUGCUACAAGUUGAUUGGCUAUCCAAGUGACUGGAAACAAAGGAAGAAACCAGGCUAUGGAAAUGGGAAUGGAUACAUGAGAAAUGGUACAAGCACAAAUCAAUUCAAUGGCUAUGGAGGACAAAGUUCAGGAAAUACUGGUGGAUAUGGAAGAGGAUAUCAGCCUGCAAACAACAUCUCUGAUGACCAUUGUGCCAAAGGGACUGCUGGAUCACAAGUGCAGGAACUUCAACUUAUUCUCCAUGAUCUGAUUGCAGAAGAUAUGAUAGUAAAUGAAGCUUUUCAAAUCAUGGAAGAUAACCAAAACGCCGAAAAGAAGUCUCGUAAGAGCUCAACAAUCAUUGGUGUUAAUAUUAUUGGAGAAGCUCCUACCAAAAACAAAAAGAGAAAGAAGUCCAACAGGCAGAAGUCAGAAUAG
Messenger RNA from Solanum pennellii, 1209 nucleotides. RefSeq lists its product as uncharacterized. The coding region runs from base 1 to 1209 and encodes 402 amino acids. NCBI's taxonomy places the organism in Eukaryota, Viridiplantae, Streptophyta, Magnoliopsida, Solanales, Solanaceae. The record is from RefSeq and is a predicted model, not a curated record. The transcript is spliced from 3 exons.